Molecule: messenger RNA, 2212 nt
Organism: Drosophila ficusphila
Lineage: Eukaryota; Metazoa; Arthropoda; Insecta; Diptera; Drosophilidae
Gene: Hinfp
Product: histone H4 transcription factor
Exons: 3
Coding region: 120-1529 (469 amino acids)
Biological process (GO): regulation of transcription by RNA polymerase II; anatomical structure development
Molecular function (GO): RNA polymerase II cis-regulatory region sequence-specific DNA binding; DNA-binding transcription factor activity, RNA polymerase II-specific
Source: RefSeq, a predicted model, not a curated record
CGACUGCCAUCGCUAGUUUGGGCUCCCACAAAAUUGCUUUUCGCACGAAAACCGCCCGAAAUAGUGUCAAAUUUUCAGAUUUCAGGCUUGACUACCCCAGUUCCUUUCGAGAAAUAGCCAUGUUGAGACCCCAGCCAUCGAUGCCGUUGCCACAGCCGCCGGGAAAACGAAAGAAGCCCGCGGAAUUGGAAUUAACCUGCGGAUGGCGCGGUUGCCAGGAGAUUUGCACGGGUGAAUGGAACCUGAACAGCCACAUAGCCGAACACCUGGAGCAGUACGCCCGGGAUCAGGACACUGGCAAGGAGACCGACCACAAGGAGCAUCAGUGCACGUGGAACUCCUGCGAUUUCAGCACCUCCAACCUCGUCGAAUUCGAACGACAUUCGUAUUACCACGGCUACUACCUGCACCUCCUGCUGCAGGGAAAGCUGGAGUGCGAUCUGCACCCGGAAAUCCCCGCCUGCACUGCUCCCGCUCGCCAGAUGGACAAGCUGCCGAUCCUGGGCCAGAACUUCCGCUGCGGAUGGACCGACUGCGAGCGGGAGUUCGUGUCGGUUGUCGAGUUCCAGGAUCACAUUGUCAAGCAUGCCCUGUUCGAGUACGACAUCCAGAAGACGCCGGAGGACGAGCGGCCCAAGACCAUGUGCAACUGGACGAUGUGCCACAAGCACAUGGGCAACAAGUACCGCCUCAUCGAGCACAUCAGCACCCACUCGAACAAGAAGCAGGUGGCCUGCUUCCACUGCGGCGAGCUCUUCCGCACCAAGACCACGCUCUUCGAUCACCUGAGACGCCAGCCGGAGAAUAACACGAACAGCUUCCAGUGCGCGCAGUGCUUCAAGUUCUUCGCCACCAAGAAGCUGCUGAAGAGUCAUGUGGUGCGCCACGUGAACUGCUACAAGUGCACCAUGUGCGACAUGACCUGCAGCUCGGCCAGCUCGCUGACCACCCACAUCCGGUACCGCCACCUCAAGGACAAGCCGCUCAAGUGCAGCGAGUGCGAUACGCGCUGCGUCCGGGAAUCGGAUCUGGCCAAGCACGUUCAGAUUGUCCACUCCAAGACGGUGCACCAAUGCGAGCAUCCCGAUUGCCACUACUCCGUGAGAACUUACACGCAGAUGCGAAGGCACUUCUUGGAGGUGCAUGGCAACAAUCCCAUCCUGUAUGCCUGCCAUUGCUGCGAGCGCUUCUUCAAGAGCGGCAAAUCCCUGUCCGCUCACCUGAUCAAGAAGCACGGCUUCCGGCUGCCCUCGGGUCACAAGAGAUUCACCUACCGGGUGGACGAGAACGGAUUCUAUCGCCUGGAGACCACGCGCAUCGAGAGCUUGGAGGUCACGCAGCAGAUACUCUCGCCACAGGUGAAUGUCUCGAUGGAAAUCGAUCUGAAGCCGGGCACUGGCACCUGUUACGAGAUCGUGGACCCCACGAACACCGAGUUCGAGCGCAUCAUCGUCUCGAAUGAUCCGCACGAGGCACAGCUGAUGGGCGAGGUGGUCAUCUCACUGCCCAGUUUAACGGAGGAGCUGUGAGGAAUGGAGAUGGACGGAACCAACGGCAGCUAGCCAACACUUCUGAUCUCGUGUGCCCUUUAUAUCUAAGCUUUAGCUCUAGACAUAUGUCCAAAUUAGGAAAACUCCCGGGCACAAAAUGCCCACGACAAGAUUAAUCAUAGAGUAAGGAAAAGCAAGGGUAACGCCACUAUACAAAAUAAGUAAUAUCAACUGCCUUGGGGUCUAAAUGUAGGAAAAAGGAUUAUUAUUGGGUUUAGAUAAUUAAUAAUUGUUUGUAUUCUCAUCCCGACUGAUUUCGUUAGAAAAUAUCCAACCAUUUUUCCCAUGUUUUGUUUUUGAUCUUUUAGUGAACUUUUAAAACACAUUAACCAUAUCUGUAUUAUGUUUUCCUGACUAAUCAAUGGGACGGACAUAGGUUCUGAAAUUAAUUCUAAAUCUCAAUUAUCACAAAUUAUAUCAAAAAUGGGCGCUAUGUUGCCACCGAAAAAAUUAAUUAAUUCUGUACAAUCAUAUCUCUCAAACAUUAUUCUAAGUUGUACGUGCCUGACCCUUUGUGCACGAAAAUGCAUCAGCACUCUCGGUAUUAUCCAUCCCGGAUCGGGAUAUAUUUGUCAUAUAGUCCUUAGAGAUUUGACAGUUUCCAGUAGCAACUUUACUGUUUAAGGUAUAUAGCAUUUAAAUAAACCAAGCCCAAAAGAAAA